Messenger RNA from Zophobas morio, 1293 nucleotides. RefSeq names its product heparin sulfate O-sulfotransferase-like. Gene Ontology annotation, molecular function: heparan sulfate 2-sulfotransferase activity. Gene Ontology annotation, cellular component: membrane. The transcript is spliced from 3 exons. The record is from RefSeq and is a predicted model, not a curated record. NCBI's taxonomy places the organism in Eukaryota, Metazoa, Arthropoda, Insecta, Coleoptera, Tenebrionidae. Bases 164 to 1210 code for a protein of 348 amino acids.
UUUUCUGUCAAAACGAGUCUGUCAAAACGAAACUGACACAAUUGACAUUAACAACAUCGCAUAACCUCAAAAAUUAUGUUAUUAUACAAAACAUGAACAAUGCGCUGAAAGAAUCGUUCCACUUAUUUUGUCUUCGCGUCUUUAAUACUAAACCUAAUAUGACAUGGUCGUGACUCCCUACGUAAAAAGAAUCCUCAAAUUUAUUUCACUAGUAAUGUCAAAUGUAAAAUUCGGAUACCUUCUAACCAUUUUUGUGAUGAGCUCAAUUGCCAUAAUCUACCAAAUACAAAUCGCUAGGCUUCAAGAGAAAAUAGAGUUUUUAGAAAUAAUUCAUAAUCAAAAUGAACAAAGGUCCAAGAAACAGCCCUCACCGAAAGACAAUAUAGUCGUUAUAUACAAUCGUGUCCCGAAAACCGGCUCCACUAGUUUCAUAGGCGUCGCAUACGACCUCUGCAAAAAAAAUAAAUUCCACGUUUUACAUGUAAACAUAACUGCAAACAACCACGUUCUCUCUUUAAAUAACCAACACAGUUUCAUUCGAAACGUGACUGAUUGGGCAGAAAUGAAACCAGGGAUUUACCAUGGGCAUUUUGCUUUCGUUGACUUUAGCAAAUUCGGUGUGUCCAAGCCGCUUUUCAUCAACAUUCUGCGAAAACCGCUGGAGAGGUUCAUUUCGUAUUAUUACUUCGUGCGUUACGGGGAUAACUACCGGCCGUAUCUCGUACGGCGCAAACACGGAAACACUAUGUCGUUCGAUGAGUGUGUUGAAAAAGGUUUAUCAGACUGUGAUCCCAACCACAUGUGGCUACAAAUUCCGUUCCUGUGUGGGCACGCCUCAAAUUGUUGGAAACCAGGGAACAAGUGGGCGUUGACUGAAGCCAAGAAGAACUUAGUCAACAACUAUUUACUCGUCGGAGUUACUGAAGAAAUUGAAGAUUUUGUAGCGAUAUUAGAGCAGACUCUACCGAGGAUAUUCAAGGGGGCGCUUGACCAUUAUUUGACGAGCAAUAAGUCGCAUUUGAGGCAGACUAUCCAGAAGGAUGUGCCAUCGCCUGCGACUAUUAAGAAGAUACAAGAGAGUCCAGUGUGGCAGAUGGAGAACGAGCUGUACGAGUUCGCUUUGGACCAAUUCCACUUUAUGAAGAAACACACGUUGAAGAAUAAGAUGCAAAACGUUAUGUAUGAGAAAAUUAGACCUAAGGUUAACUGAGUUGCGGCGACAGUAUUUAUUAUGAUGUAUCUAUUUUUUCGGCUAUGUAUUUCUACUGAUGAAUAAAUAUGUACAGUGAAAAA